UGUUCCGCGGCUUUCGGCUUGCUUUCGCUUUGUACUCCGGCCGCCGCCAGCCCUCUCCGGGUUCUGCGCCCGCCAACUGCACCCCGAGGGGAGCCGAGCGCGGGGCGUGGGGAGCGUUGGGGCAGCUGGAGCUCCGGCCGCCUCCCGCCCGAAGCCCCAGUCCGCAGGUCCAGCCCUGACCCCCUGGGCCUCGACGCCGGCCAGUCCUCAGGGUCGUGAGUCCUCGGCAUCCAAGAAUGCCUCUCACUCAAGCGGAAAGCGUUAUAAAGAAUAUCAUACGGGAAAUAGGACAAGAAUGUGCAGCCCAUGGCGAGAUUGUUUCUGAAACGCUGGUUGCUUUUAUGGUGAAAGCAGUUGUUCUGGAUCCAAGCAAUGGCUUUAACAUCGAGAGGACCCUCGUGAAAAGCGAUGUUCAGAAACUCGUUAAGCUUUGUGUGACUCGGCUACUGGAUACCAAAAAUCCAUCCCUGGACACGAUUAAGAUGCAAGUUUACUUUGAUAUGAAUUAUACAAGUCGAGAGGACUUUCUUGAAGAACAUCACCGAGUCCUAGAGUCCAGAUUAAGCUCAGUUAGUAGAGAAAUUACAGACAACAGAGCAAGUGCGAGAGAAGAACUGGAAAGCCUCUACCGAAAGAUUGUCAGCUAUGUGUUACUGCGCUCUGGGCUCGGAUCCCCGACGGACAUCAAGAUUGUCAGAGAGGCAACAGCUGCCUUACAGAGUGUGUUUCCGCAGACUGAGCUGGCGACAUUUCUAACUCUUACUAAAAAGGACAAAGAACGCCAGUUGAAAGAACUCACCAUGAUUGUUACUGGAAUUCGCUUAUUUAACAGAGAUUGUGGAAAAGGAGGAGAAGGCAUUGAUGAUUUGCCAGCUAUUCUCCAUGAAGCAAUCCCAGCCACCACUCAGUAUAUUGAUGCCCAACUUCAGAAUGCCCAGGACCAGGUGUACCGUUACACAGCCAUCCUGGAGAAAGUAACAAAAAACCCACUCCUGGGUAAAGAACUUGAGCAGUAUAUGUUAAAAGAAGCACUGUAUAAUAUGCGACAGUAUGAGAUCUUCCUUCAGAUUAUCUUGUCAGAUGUAAUCACCUGUGCUCAGGAAGUAGAAAUGAUGAUGAAGCAGUUUGCAGCCCAACUCGAACAACUAAAAAUGACAGUGAAGUCGAAGACAGCCGUCCCAACAUCUCAAGUCUUUCCCAUCUUUAUGGCCCUGGCUAACCUGUGGACCAGCUUUCAGGAUGAAACUGUUCUGAUUAGCAUCCUCAGUAAUUUGACCACUCACCUGGAGCCGUUCCUGGGCGCUCACGAAGCGCUUUUUCCCGAGAAAGUGAUGCAGGGUCUUCUUGGUGAUGUGACUGUGAAAACAGAUGCGAAUAGAAUAGAAGAACACAUGGAAUAUAGAGUCCAUUUGUCGGAUUUCAAAAAACUUGAAUGGUUUUUCCCAGAAACAACAGCAAAUUUUGAUAAAUUGUUGAUUCAGUAUCGGGGAUUUUGUGGUUACAGUUUUGCUACAAGUGAUGGGCUUCUCCUUCCAGGAAAUCCAGCAAUUGGAAUUUUGAAAUACAAAGAAAAGUAUUACACUUUCAAUACCAGAGAUGCUGCAUAUUCAUUUGCAGAAAAUCCUGAAAACUAUAUUGACUUAAUUAAGGAAAAGGCCAAAAAAAAUGCCGAGUUGAUUCAGCUUCUGGAGCUUCAUCAACAGUUUGAAACAUUGAUUCCGUAUUCUCAGAUGAGAGAUGUUGACAAACAUUACAUAAAACCGAUUACCAGGAGUGAAAAUAGCACACAGACAGAUACACACAUUCUGCAGCCAACCAUUGUGCGAUCCUAUGAGUGGAAUGAAUGGGAACUCAGAAGAAAAGCUAUAAAACUGGCCAAUUUACGUCAGAAAAUUACUCACUCAGUACAGACAGAUCUCAGUCACAUGAGAAGAGAAAAUAGCUCACAGGUUUACCCCCCAAAAAACACUGGCACCCAGUCCAUGACGGAAGAUGGCUCGCAAGUGCCCAGGCCCCAGGUUUAUAUCUCUGGUCUUCGUGGUGGACGAAGCAAAGUAACCCAUGGGGUCAAGGUGAACCUAACUAGAGCUGUUGAAGAAACCUAGAGAUGACAUCUUCAGAGGUGUUCCUCAGUUUUGAACAGUGACAAAUACUGCAAAGUAUUUUAUAUCCAUGAAAAUUAAUUUUGGCAGGGUGCCACCUUCACUGAUAGUGUGGAUGUUUAGUGGAUUUUCAUAUCGUUUCAAAUACACUGCAUAGAGCUAAAAGUUAUUUUCUGUAA
Molecule: messenger RNA, 2281 nt
Organism: Octodon degus (degu)
Lineage: Eukaryota; Metazoa; Chordata; Mammalia; Rodentia; Octodontidae
Gene: Cfap206
Product: cilia and flagella associated protein 206
Exons: 13
Coding region: 237-2105 (622 amino acids)
Biological process (GO): regulation of flagellated sperm motility; sperm axoneme assembly; regulation of cilium beat frequency
Cellular component (GO): ciliary basal body; axoneme
Source: RefSeq, a predicted model, not a curated record